Molecule: messenger RNA, 2005 nt
Organism: Acanthopagrus latus (yellowfin seabream)
Lineage: Eukaryota; Metazoa; Chordata; Actinopteri; Spariformes; Sparidae
Gene: fntb
Product: farnesyltransferase, CAAX box, beta
Exons: 12
Coding region: 395-1699 (434 amino acids)
Biological process (GO): protein farnesylation
Cellular component (GO): protein farnesyltransferase complex
Molecular function (GO): protein farnesyltransferase activity
Source: RefSeq, a predicted model, not a curated record
AAGAUAGAAAUAACGCACGCGGUAGCAUUUCUUCUUUCGACGUCAGUAAUGCUAAAGCGGUGAGAGACUAGAGAUGAGAUCAAACUAAGACACAGACAAACGCUCUUAUGAUUACUCAAUAGCAUAUAUCUUGUUUUUAAACUUGCGUCAAACACUUUUACAAGAGGCUGUGUGUGCGUUCGCUUGUCGUCUUUCACACUACAGUUGAAUGAAGGAGUUUGUUCCCUUGGAGACGCCGUAGCGGCGGCUGUGCGCGCAGUUUCCGCCCACCCCGACCUCAGCAGGAAGCGAGCGGACCACAGUGGAAGUAAGCGAACUAUCAAAACAAAGUAACUGCACCUACAGCACCGCAUCAUUCCCAGCACAACUGAAGCUUACGGCCCAUAUCAUCAUCAUGGACGGUGUGCCGACCCCUCUGCGAUGCUUCAACGAGUGCCACUCCGCGGAAAUGUUCGUGGAUGACGGGGUGGAAUCGGUGACUUCAGUGGAGCAGAAAAAAGUGGAACACAGCAUUGAAGAAGUCAUCAGUGUUUACAAGCAGAUACACAGCUUACCGCAGCCGACGUUGUUGCGGGAACAACACUACCAAUAUCUCAAGAAGGGCUUACGUCACUUAUCAGAUGCUUAUGAGUGUCUGGAUGCUAGCAGACCGUGGCUUUGCUUCUGGAUCCUUCACAGUCUGGAGUUACUAGAGGAGCCCAUUCCUGCUGCUGUAGCCUCAGAUGUGUGUCAGUUUCUGGCUCGCUGUCAGAGUCCGACUGGGGGUUUUGCUGGAGGACCAGGACAACACGCCCACCUUGCACCUACUUAUGCUGCUGUCAACGCCCUCUGUAUCAUCGGCACAGAAGAGGCCUAUAAUGUUAUAAACAGGGAGAAGCUGUUAGAUUUCCUAUGGUCAGUGAAGCAGCCAGACGGCUCGUUCGUGAUGCACGUCGGAGGGGAGGUGGAUGUCAGGAGCGCAUACUGUGCAGCUUCUGUAGCAUCGCUCACAAACAUCCUCACGCCGAAGCUGUUUGAGGACACGACCAACUGGAUCCUCAGCUGUCAGAACUGGGAGGGCGGUCUGAGCGGGGUGCCAGGUUUGGAGGCCCACGGUGGCUACACUUUCUGUGGUACAGCCGCCCUCGUCAUCCUGGGGAAAGAACAUAUGCUGGAUCUCAAAGCCUUGCUGCGGUGGGUGGUCAGCAGACAGAUGCGUUUCGAGGGAGGCUUCCAGGGCCGCUGCAACAAGCUGGUGGACGGCUGCUACUCUUUCUGGCAGGCUGGACUCCUGCCUCUACUCCACAGAGCCUUAUUCAAAGAAGGAGAGUCCGAGCUGAGUCGGCAGCGGUGGAUGUUCGAGCAGCAGGCCCUGCAGGAGUACAUCCUCCUGUGCUGUCAGAACCCAACAGGGGGCCUCCUGGAUAAGCCUGGCAAGUCCAGAGAUUUCUACCACACGUGUUACUGCCUGAGCGGCCUCUCCAUCGCACAGCACUUUGGGAACGUGGACCUCCAUCAUGAGAUGAUCCUUGGCAGGGAGGAGAACAGAUUGGCUCCGACUCACCCAGUUUACAACAUUUGUCCAGAGAAGGUGGCUCAGGCCGUGCAGCACUUCCUCCGGCUGCCCGUCCCCGACGUCAACAAGCAGCCCGCUGCUUCCACUGGCGAAAGACCGGAAGAUUCUGCCUCCGCUUCCGGAUCAGCGGACCAUCAGUCCUAGGUAGUCCUCAGAGACGUCACUGCGCGUGGAACCUGCCAACUCUGGGAAAGGACUCGAACCAGCAAACAGCGGUCAGGUCUGUCGUAGACGAGCCCGAAGAAGUGGUUCGAGGGUCGACCCUCAGUAGAAACGAGGGCUGGAGUUUAGGAGCAGUUUGCCUGAGUUAAAGGUCGACAGUCGGUUCUGGACAGCUUCGCAUUCAGCUGAGUUUUUGCUUGCAAUGCCUCCUAUUUUCAUUGUCUGAAAUAAAAGUGAAACUUUCUAAAGUUACAGUUAACGGAAGUUAAUAAAACUUUUUAUAAUGGU